CAGUUUCUUACUCUUUCCGGUGUCGCGUUUGUUUGGAAGCAUGGCAGCUGAGAAUUUGGCUGUUUGGCCAGAAAUUGAAAAAGCAGAAAAAGAAAACAGACGAGAGUUGGUUCUUCAAGGCGCAGCAGUCGAUGAGAAAAUAAAGACAAGCGAUGGGAUUCAUCCGAGACUUUAUUCGUUAAACCUCCUCAAUUACCUGGAAAUCAGUCAGUGUCCGAGUUUGCGUGUUAUCCAUGUAAACAUUAAAAACCUGUCUCACUUGCAGAGCCUCAUCCUCUGCAGGAACAAGAUCUCGUCGGUGCCCAAAAGCAUCGGAGAGCUGAAAUCGCUGAAAGUCUUGGAUUUGUCAGUGAAUGAGCUGCAGGCUUUACCUGAGGAGAUCUGUUCACUAAGCGAGCUCACCACACUGAAUGUGAGCUGUAACAGCAUCGCGACUCUUCCGGACGGGUUAAGCUGCUGCACCAAGCUGUCCAGCAUCAACGUGGGUAAAAAUGCGCUGGUGUGUCUUCCUGAAGACCUGUGCUCCUCCAAACUGGAGCUGCUCAACACUGUCAUAGCGUCAGAAAACAUCAUCGAGCAAUUAAGCAGUGACAUCCACAACCUGCCGGCGCUUAAGGUGUUGGACCUUUCCAGCAACAAGCUCAGUGAGAUCCCAUUUGAGCUGGCUGACUGCCCCAAGCUGAAGGACAUCAACUUCAAAGGAAACAAGCUGAAGGAUAAGCGACUGGAGAAGAUGGUGAACGGCUGCCAGACUAAGUCGGUGCUGGAGUACCUGAGAGUGGGGGGUCGAGGGAAAGGAAAGGGCAAGCAGCUGGACGCAGAAGGUGCUGAGCAGAGCAACAGAAAUCGGAAUGUCUCCAAAAAGAAGAAUGCUUCUAAACAGAGGGAUAAAAAGGAGGAAGAUGCCGUGGAUGAGUUGCAGAAAAUGGUUGUUAAAAUCCUUCAUAUAUCCGAUUCCCCCUCUGCCAUGACGGUGAAAGUCUCUCCUCAGGUGAAGGAUGUGCGGCCGUAUAUAGUAUGCUGCAUAGUUAAAGGGAUGAACCUGAAACCAGGGAAUGCACUCAAGAGGUUCUUAGCUGCUCAGACCAAACUUCAUGAUGACAUUUGUGCCAAAAGGACCACGGCUACUAUCGCGACUCAUGACCUGAGCUUACUGAAAGCUCCUCUACAGUAUGAUGCCAGACCUCCUGAUAUUUUAAGGAUAGUUCCUCUGGGUCGUAAGGAGGUGAAGGCCGGCGACCUGCUUAAGAUGCUCCAGCAAGAAGCAGAUGAACAGAGGAAACAGAAAAAACGGCAGAAUGUGUCAGGUCUUCACAAAUACCUUCAGCUAUUGGACGGGAAGGAUCAUUACCCUUGCCUGGUUGAUGCUGAUGGUCAUGUGAUCUCAUUCCCUCCAAUCACAAACAGUGACAGGACAAAGAUAAAAAAGACCACACGAGAGCUUUUCCUAGAGGUCACAAGCUCUAUGAGUUUACAAACCUGUAAGGACGUCAUGGACACGCUCAUAAUAAAAAUGGCAGAGCUGAAUAAGUUUACCUUUGAUAACAGAGAGGAGACCGGUUCAGAUGACGAGACAGACCCAUCCUCUAACCCAGCAACAGACGGCUUAGCAUCAGCUGAGUUAACUGUGGUGCAGGUGAAGGUGGUGGACAUGGAGGGAAAUCUGAAGGUCUUGUACCCGUCCAAAACUGACCUGACCUCUGACGUCAGCCAUCUGUCCAUCAUCCGGUAACCGUCUUCGACAGUCAAGCCAUGAAUACUGUGUUAAACUAGUAACUGUAUAAAUAAGACCAGUACCAGUAUAUACAUAUACUGUAAAUUGCCAAUACACUUCAUAUUCAGUUUUUAAACAGUAAUUAUGGACAAGUGCAAAACUUUGCAUCCGCAUGGUAACUCUAUUUUAUGAUUUGGUGUUCUAAGAUGGGACAUAUUCUGCAGAAAGAGUAAUAUGAAACAAAAAGAAAAAUAUUUCUGGUUAAGAUAAAUAGAUUGUGUGUGCAUGGUGCUCCGCGAUUGAUAUACCAGUGUUCCCGGGAGAGGCUUCAGAGCCACUGCAACCCAGAUCAACAUAAAACACUUACUGAAAGUGAGUGAGUUUUGCCAUGAGCCUCCCUGUCUCCGGGCAUGAUUUAAAGAAGGACAUCUGAUGUGGUUAAAAUAGAUGUCUUAAAGAAUGUGCAGGGGGGUCAAGUGUUGAGGAUCCAAAUCUGCUCAAGUUAUUAGAGAAUAUCUGUAGAUUAGGAAAGGAAAUCCAGAUUUUUUUUAACUGAUAUCAUUUUGAUAUUGAGGAUUUGUUAAACCUAACUGACUAAAUAACUGCUAUAAACCUUUACUUUGUUUUUAUCCAUAAUUUGGAUAACUUGACUGUAAUUAUAGUUUUUCCAUUAAAAAUACUAUACAAUA
Ictalurus furcatus (blue catfish) is the source of this 2403-nucleotide messenger RNA. It is a transcript of the gene lrrc47, whose product is annotated as leucine rich repeat containing 47. Bases 41 to 1732 code for a protein of 563 amino acids. The transcript is spliced from 7 exons. The record is from RefSeq and is a predicted model, not a curated record. Gene Ontology annotation, molecular function: RNA binding; phenylalanine-tRNA ligase activity; protein binding. NCBI's taxonomy places the organism in Eukaryota, Metazoa, Chordata, Actinopteri, Siluriformes, Ictaluridae. Gene Ontology annotation, biological process: phenylalanyl-tRNA aminoacylation.